CACUACUACACCACCUCUAGCGAGGGAAGCCCCCCACGCGUUGCGCGCCUGGAUCACCGGGGGUUUUGCAUUUAUAUAUUUAUUUAUAUUCAGGUUCUCUCACCCGGCUGCGCGUGUGCACGCGCGCGCAGCACUUACACGUGUGUGUUCAAAAGGAAGCCCUCGGACUCGGUCCUCAACAGUUGCCACCAGAAGGAGGGAGAGAGAGGGAGACGGCAGACUGAGGACCGGACGGACGCCGCUCUGCCCGGCUCUGCUCCUGACAUGCAGUCGCUCAUUUCUCCGGGACGUGGACUGCGACCACGGAAUUUGAGGAUUCCGUUCAAGCCUGGAAAUAACGGGAAAUCAACAAUGGGGCGCACAGAGGAGCCCAAAGAGUCCUGUCUGAUCCCAAUUGCAAGGAAGCGAGGAUGCACAAACGUCGUAUUGGAAUGUGUCCCACAGGCUUGCAUCGCUCUGCCUGUCUAGAUUGACUGAUUUCUGCUGCAUUUGCACACCCUGCCAAGGAUGUGGGCUGCCCUUCGAUUUCGUCUUCUCCCUGCUAUCAAGCUGUACCUGCUUGGGUUUAAGGUCCUGCUGGAUCAGCUACUAAGCAAACCUUUAAAACUUCCAGUGAUGCCCCGUCAAGAUGGCAAGGUUGCCAUAGUGACAGGAGGAGGCAGGGGAAUCGGCUAUGAGGUGGUCCGGCAUUUGGCCAGACUGGGAGCACAUGUUAUCAUAGGUGGAAGGGAUGAGCAGAGGGGUCUUGCUGCCAUCAAAAGGAUUUGUGAAGAGGACAAGGAGGCCAGAGUGGAGUUUGCGAAAUUGGACCUUGCUUCAUUGCAGUCAGUCCAACAAUUUGCUGACAGCUUCAAGAAGAGGAACCUGCCACUCAAUAUUUUGGUAAAUAAUGCCGGUGUGAUGCUGAUUCCCGAGGGCCGAACUGAGGAUGGGUUUGAGCAGCACUUUGGUGUGAAUUACCUAGGCCACUUUCUGUUGACCUGGCUCCUCCUAGAUGCACUGAAGGAUUCUGGGAAGUCCGGUCAGGUUUCCUGUGUGGUCAAUGUUUCGUCGUCAGCUCAUUCCAUCGGGGAAAUCAGACUGAAUGACUUAAACAGCUGCCAACAUUUUUCACCUCAUGCUGCUUACUGCGGAAGUAAACUGGCCCAGGUGCUGUUCAGUUCUUAUCUUCACCAGGAGAUGCAGAGAGAAGGUUUUCCAGUGGUUUCAUGUGCCGUGGAUCCAGGCGUGGUGGAUACGGGUCUCUAUAAACAUCUCUGCACACCUCUACAUUUGGCACAAAGUCUAAUUGCUCGGAUACUGUUCAGGACUCCUGUAGAGGGCGCUGCCACUGUACUGUCAGCUACUUUGUCACCAGCCCUGGAUGAGGAUUCUGGCGGAGGCUACUGGGCCAACGGGCGAAGGGAGAUGACAACUCCGCCCACAUUUGACCCUCAGCUUCCAUUGAGUUUAUGGGAAAUCAGCCUCCAGUUGCUGGGAUUACAGUAACAUGGGACUCUAAGGAUGACUAAGAGGACUAAAUCUAUUUGAAAGCAUCACAUAAAGACCUUAAACUUGGGCUUACAUUAUUUCUGACCGUUUUUAAAAUGAUUUUCCAAAUCUCACAUGAAGGUGUUGGUUGCACAGAGAGAACUGUGAUUGGUUGCGUAGGAUUUGGCUAGCUGUUGUACCAUACCUGCUUAUGAAGGGCUAACGUGAACAGAAUAUGUCUUCAUAUUAUGUUGUUUUAUUUAUAUUUCUUUCCAAUCAAACAAUAUAUGCAGACAUACAUAAAUUUGUGUCACCCAGCAGAACCACUGACCAGAUUUCUGUAAUCAGUGAAUUUGUUUUUGGAUAUUAAUAAUUGGCCGUCUAAAAAUUGCUAAAUCUAAUCAGUUACAAGACUUUUUUUUCAACAAUCCAAAUGUUAGGGUUAAGUGAUGGUGAAAAGUUACACAGUAAAUUAAAGUUUGAAGUCGAUGAUGUACAGAAAAGUAACGACUACUGUUAUUGUCAAUACAUAAAUCAAUUUUUUUCAUUCAAAGCACUUCAUUUUUUUUCUCUCAUUCUAGAGCUCUUACUGUCUAAUAAGGCAGGUUGUCAAGCUUUUACUGACUUUAAAGACAUUGUUUAGCACCUAAAAGUGAUCUAGAAGGAUAUUUGAAGAAUCUCACUCAACAGAUGUGAACUUGGAACAAUUCUCCCUCAGUCUGUGAAUGAUUCAACAUUUGAAUAUUAAUUGAUUGCAAAGCAAGGCUUUCCAGAUGUUCCUUUUUCUCCAUCAGUUCAGACACAAAAAGGAGAAAUCGGUCAUCAGUUUUCCUUUUUCAUUUGUACCUGUUUGGUGUCGGGGACAUGUGUGCAGUAUGCACAGAAGUCUAGGAUGAACUCUUAAGGACUCAAUAAAUAUUGAUUGGGAACAAAACAAUAACCGGUCUUGGAGGAAGGGGAAAAAGAGAAAGCACUUUUCUUCUUUUUGUUUUUUUUCUAGCGCACAAACUGUGAUUGGUUCCCCACAGCUGCAGCUAAUGCCGCUUCCUUAUUUGGCGCCACUCCCAGUGCAUUGUGGGAUGGAAAAAUCUCCAUGAUGAAAAUAAAACUGUCUGGUGAGCUGACACAGACGCUCACUUGGAAAACACUGGAAGCAGCACAUCCAGCCGAAGGCUUAUCCAGCAAACAAACACAGCUGUCUCUCAUGCAGGACGCGCCAUAAUGCCCUCUCCACUGUGAUUAAUGCAUUUUAGCAUUGAAGAUCAAACGUUUAUCUCAAAUUGACAUUCUUAGGCUAAAUUCUUUGCCAUUUAGAAGUCAGCCUCUUAUCUUAAUUUGCUGUAUAUAAAGCAAUACUAUCACUGUGGUAGCUAAGUUAGCUACUGGCAGAGAUAUUCAUUAUAGAAGCAGAGAAGUUCCCAAAUAUAUGAGUAAUUUGAAAUUUCUCUAUCUACAUGUACAAAGAUGUGUAAUGAAGAGAUUUUUAGUGUUAUGUUUUUUGGAAUAGCUACAUUUAAAGAUUUUGCCUUUUCUUAGGUAGGUGUCUCGAUCCUUUUAGGGAUGCAGCUCACAAUGUCUCCUCCAGAAAACUGAGGUCAAAUCGAAUCUGUUCCUCCUCCCUAAAUGAGAGCAUAGAUAACCUGCUCUGUCCUUUUCCUGUUAAUGUAUUUGGACAGCUAAAGGUGGGUGAAGGACUUCAUUUUACUGGCCUGUUGUUUUUGUAAAAGUCGAUCAGAUUUUUUACGUAAACCUGUAUGAUCCUACAACUUUGUCUGUCAGCAAUUGUCUACUUUGAUUUGGAUAUACAAAUGCACCAGAAGUCCAGUAAAUGAGUCAUCUCCGCCUUGACCAGUCUCAACAGUUUUGUGACAUCGCUUCAAGACAGUAAUUCAAUUCUGAAGCAAACAAAUCAUUAGAUGUUUUUUUUAUUUUAUUUUUGUAGGUUCAUAAUUGUGUGAGGACUGACUACUCAAUGCCAGCAAUAUUUCUCAGUGUUUGGAUGAAUUUGUUUUCUGCCUUCUCAGUGUUGUCACACAAUACUCGGAAACUGUUCGCCUCAAUGCUUCCUUGUUUGAUUGUGACUCCCUUAGGCUACUGGAGUAAAUAACACAUAUAUUCCCACUGAAACAAAUGUGCUUGCUUCCUGUGACAUAAAUGAAAAAAACACCAGCUUACAACUCAGCUCUGCUCUUCUACAGAGUGCAAGGCUACAAAUGUGUGCUACAUCCUGUCAAAGAGCUAUCUAGUUUCUCUCAGUUCAGCUGCUGAACCAGUGGAUUUAAAUGAGAGAGGAGUGAGGCAGAGGGGACCAAGAGAGCUUCAGACUCUUUCAUCUGAGCACAAGGUUAUCCAAAGAGUGAGCGUUUGACAGAGGUAUGAACAAGCAAGUGAACUUUCUGAACUCAAACUGCAAAUUUAGAAAAAGAGCUAAAACGGCUCCAGUAAGUAUUUGUCAGUGGUUUCGUCUACGUGAUUAACAUGUAUUUGAUUAUUUAAACCACUGGAGGAGAACUGUGGAGGUGUGUGUAGAUUGAAAAUGCUUUAAUAGCCAUUCCUUUGACUGACCUGGGAUUACAUUUAUAUUAAAUGUUCUAGUCCCAUGUUUUGCAAAAUCCUUAAAUGUGUAUAUCUAUGUGAAGAGCUGAGGAUAAAAGGGGAGCCAGAUGAACUGAGUCCUUACUUUGGGACAAUUAAAGUAUCUCCCUGUUCACUUAAAGCAUGGAAACCGUGUACUUGUUCUGAGUCCAAGCUUGCAUUUUUGAGACUCAAAAAAAAAAUGUUCCCACCACAGAAUCAUGGUAAAAACUCAGUUCAUCUCGGCACUUGGAGGUUUUAAUAUAUGUGUUUUACUUUUCUCAUAAUUUUUGCUGUUGUUGAGAUGCACAUAUUGCUUUUUCUGUGCCUAAGAAAAAAAAAAGAACUCCCUCUUAUGUGACUGUGAAUUUUCUCAUGUAGAACUGAACUAGUAGUAACUGUGAUACCGUCUUGUCCCGUGCAUUGCUGUAAGUUUUUUCUCUCGAGAGCGUUCGGAUGGAGACUGUUCGGUUACGUGUGCCUGUAUGCGCGAGUAAGUGUUUGUUUAGUUAAGGGAAUUGAUGUCCAUGUUUCCUGUCUACGGUUGUAACAUUCCAGCAGCAGCAACCCCUAUUUUUUCUAUUAUCCAAAGUCUCUCAAUAAACAUAUCAUUGUGCCA
Poeciliopsis prolifica (blackstripe livebearer) is the source of this 4663-nucleotide messenger RNA. Its product is annotated as dehydrogenase/reductase SDR family member on chromosome X-like. The record is from RefSeq and is a predicted model, not a curated record. NCBI's taxonomy places the organism in Eukaryota, Metazoa, Chordata, Actinopteri, Cyprinodontiformes, Poeciliidae. The transcript has 9 exons. Bases 508 to 1488 code for a protein of 326 amino acids.